UGUGCUCUCGCAACAGCAUCACUCCCACAAACCCAACUAGGCCAUCGCCCGCCCACGGCCGCUCUCUUUCUCCUCCCAUCCACCAUCCGUCCACAUCAUCUCACAAUGGCUGCCUCCAGACUCCUCCGACCGGCUUCUCGCCUGCUGUCAGCUUCGCGCUCAGCACCCGUUUUCCGACCCGCCCUCCGCGCGACGGCGGCUGUCCCAUCGAUCGUGGGGAGGAGGGGAUAUGCAUCGGCAGGUUCCAAAGAGAUGACUGUACGAGAGGCUCUCAAUGAGGCCAUGGCCGAAGAGAUGGAGUCCAAUGAAAAGGUCUUCGUCCUCGGAGAGGAGGUUGCACAGUACAACGGAGCAUACAAGGUCACGAAAGGUCUCCUUGAUCGUUUCGGCGAGAAGAGAGUGAUUGACAGCCCCAUCACCGAGUCUGGUUUUGCUGGACUUACGGUUGGUGCUGCUUUGGCCGGUCUUCACCCUGUCUGCGAGUUCAUGACCUUCAAUUUCGCUAUGCAAGCUAUCGAUCAGAUUAUCAACUCUGCCGCAAAGACACACUACAUGUCCGGAGGUAUCCAGCCCUGCAACAUCACUUUCCGUGGACCAAACGGUUUCGCCGCCGGUGUCGGCGCACAGCACUCGCAGGACUACACCGCAUGGUACGGCAGCAUUCCCGGCUUGAAGGUUGUUGCACCAUACAGCUCCGAAGAUGCCAAGGGUCUGCUAAAGGCCGCUAUCCGCGAUCCUAACCCUGUCGUCGUUUUGGAGAACGAACUUCUCUAUGGCCUUUCCUUCCCAAUGAGCGAGGCGGCCCAAAAGGACGACUUUGUCAUCCCCUUUGGCAAAGCCAAGAUCGAGCGUCCUGGAAAGGAUCUCACCAUCGUAACUCUCUCCCGCUGCGUUGGUCAAUCGCUUGUUGCGGCCGAGCAGCUCAAGCAGAAGUACGGCGUCGAGGCCGAGGUUUUGAACUUGCGCUCUAUCAAGCCAAUGGAUGUCGAGGGUAUCGUCAACUCGGUCAAGAAGACCGGAAACCUCCUUGUCGUCGAAUCUGGUUUCCCCAGCUUCGGUGUCGCCUCGGAGAUUAUGGCUCUUACUUGCGAAUACGCAUUCGAUUACCUCAACUCACCCCCCGCGCGUGUCACUGGUGCUGAAGUGCCAACACCAUAUGCGCAGAAGCUGGAGGAGAUGAGCUUCCCGACUGAGGAGCUCAUCACUCAAUAUGCGGCGAAGCUUUUGAGGGUGUAG
This is a messenger RNA of Periconia digitata, 1236 nucleotides long. Lineage: Eukaryota; Fungi; Ascomycota; Dothideomycetes; Pleosporales; Periconiaceae. The record is from the annotation of a GenBank genome assembly.